Molecule: messenger RNA, 1856 nt
Organism: Panicum virgatum (switchgrass)
Lineage: Eukaryota; Viridiplantae; Streptophyta; Magnoliopsida; Poales; Poaceae
Product: protein INVOLVED IN DE NOVO 2-like
Exons: 5
Biological process (GO): gene silencing by siRNA-directed DNA methylation
Molecular function (GO): zinc ion binding
Source: RefSeq, a predicted model, not a curated record
UGGUUGCAUUCUCAUGGCUACUCGAGUCUAUUUGUGCAGUGCGAUGCCGAGAACUUGGUUUGCAGCAACUGCCUUGCCCAACUCCCAAAGGACAAGUGCUACGCGUGCGGGCACGACGGCGCCUACCGCCGCAACACCACUCUGGAAGACGUCGUCGGCUGGCACAGGGUCCUCUGCCCCAACGGCGCGUACGGCUGCCAGGCCUACGUCCCCUACCACCAGUGCGGCGACCACCAGCGCGAGUGCCCCUGCGCGCCGUGCGGCUGCUCGGAGUCGGGCUGCUCCUUCGCCGGCUCGCCGCCGAUGCUCCGCGACCACCUCAGGGACGCGCAUGGGUGGCCCGUGGACAAGAUCCGCUACGGCAGGCCCCAGGACCUCUGCCUGCCGGAGUCGCAGCGGCGCCGCCUGCUCGUCGCCGAGGAGGACGGGCGCGUGUUCCUCGUGGUCGCCGUGGGCGCGCCCGGCGAGUGCCACGAAGUCUCGCUGGCGUGCCUGAGAGCGAACGCCGCGGCGGGGCCGCAGUACACGUGCAGGAUGUGGGCGGUGGGGGAGGCCGCCGGCGCGCUAAGCGUGAUGAUGAAGAUGGAGGUGCCAAGCUGCGGGGUGCCCGGCAAGGCCGCGGUGGUGCCCCUGGUUGUGCAUCGCAAAAUGCUUCACGGGGCCUCCUCGGAGAUCCACCUCAGCGUUCGCAUAGACGAGGAACUUGACUCAAGAUCCAACGAGCUUGAUGAGCUACCUAUGCAAAGGAUUUACCAUGAAAGCGACAGAGACAAGGAAAAGAGGGACAAAGAAGCUGCUCUAGAAAAGGUUCUCAAUUUACAACAGCAAUUAGAUGCCAAAGAGAAUCUUGAGUUAGAAAUACAACAACUGCAGGGAAAAUUGGAAGUUAUGAAGCAUCAAGGUUUAGAAUCAAAGGAGAAGAUAGAUGUACUGAGUCAUGAACUACAGGAUAAGUACGAUGAAAUGGAGUAUCUGGAGUCAAUGAACCAUGCUCUGUUUAUCAAGGAAAGAGAGAGCAACGAUGAGUUGCAAAAUGAUCGGAAGGAGCUGAUAGCUGGCUUUCAGGAGCUUGCUGCUGGCCGAUCAAAUAUAGGUAUCAAGGAAAUGGGUGAACUUGAUCUGAAAGCAUUCGGAGAUGCUUGCAGGAAAAGGUCAUCGAAAGAGGAUGCAGAAGUCAAAUCUGCUAUGCUUUGUUCAGAAUGGCAAGAGGAAAUUAGAAACCCGAACUGGCACCCCUUCCGGGUUAAAGUGGUUGAUGGAAAAGAAAUGGAAGUUCUUUCAGAGGAGGAUGAGAACCUUUGGAAGCUGAAAGAAGAGCAUGGCGAAGAAAUAUAUGCACUGGUAACAAAGGCAUUGGUUGAGAUCAACGAGUACAAUCCCAGUGGCCGCCACUCCGUACUAGAGCUGUGGAACUACAAUGAGGGCAGGAAAGCAACCCUGAAGGAAGCCGUCCAGCAUGUCAUGAAGCAGUGGAGGACUCACAAGAGAAAGCGUUGAUCCAUUUGGGUUCAUCUGCCUACGCUCGCCUGAGCUGGGGCACUUGAACUAGGCAUGGCGUCAUUUAAAUUUAGCCUUAGUUCGUUAGUUGAAAUUAAACUCUUAAUGAUGAUUAGCGUUAAGUCACUGGGUUUCCAUCUGGACUUCCCUAAUAUAGCAUUGACAUGAAUGCUGCUAUAUAUAUUUUCAGAACGUGAACAACGUCAUGGAUCCGCAGUCCAACUGCCGCAGAGGCAUGUAAGAGCUUGCUGUUCAUGCAUCUUAGAUGUCGGGGCAAUGAUUGGCAGCCAUGCCCAUGCAACACUCUUGAACGGCAAAAGUUUCUAUCAGGUGUUAAUUAAGUUUGCUGCUGAAUGCUA